Anoplophora glabripennis (Asian longhorned beetle) is the source of this 360-nucleotide messenger RNA. RefSeq lists its product as uncharacterized. Gene Ontology annotation, cellular component: phosphatidylinositol 3-kinase complex. NCBI's taxonomy places the organism in Eukaryota, Metazoa, Arthropoda, Insecta, Coleoptera, Cerambycidae. The coding region runs from base 1 to 360 and encodes 119 amino acids. Gene Ontology annotation, biological process: phosphatidylinositol phosphate biosynthetic process. The transcript is spliced from 2 exons. The record is from RefSeq and is a predicted model, not a curated record. Gene Ontology annotation, molecular function: 1-phosphatidylinositol-3-kinase regulator activity.
AUGAGUUACAGAUUGUACUUAGCGCGGGACGCCACAGAGGAGUUCUACAAAGGCAUCAGCCGAGAAGUGGCGGAAGAUUUACUGGACAAUAAACAGAACGGUACGUUCAUUAUAAGACCAUCGAGGGAUUCCCUGGGCACGCUGUCGGUCAUCCAGGACAGCAGGGUGUACCACCUAAGCAUAAGGCGGAGGCAGGACGGCCUUAUAGCCCUCGGGAACGAGAAAAGCAACGAGAAGUGCUUCAAGGACAUCGAUUCCCUGAUUAAUUAUUACAUCAGCAACUAUUUGGUGUUGUGUUCGAAUGGACAGAGGAGUUUGACGCUCUUGUUGCCGUACAGGGAUAAGAAUGUGGUACCGUGA